UGUCGCUCCGCAAGCUUAUGGGGACACGGUGCCCCUCUCUGGUUUUGUUUUAUUUUGUUUUUAAUUGGUCUCCCAAGUCUUUACUUCGUUUUAUAUCUUCCUUCUAUGUACUGGAUGCGCUGUGAGUGCAUCUACGUAACUCAUUAGGGUCAUUUUAAACUGCAGUUUUCUUCCAUUCUGAGACGUCAAGAAUUUUCUUUUGUAUUUUUACUCAGCUCAUAAAUGUCGUUUCACCCUUCAUGGGUAAUUUCCCGUGACCAUGGACAGAAUAAAACCUUUCACGGUGUAAGACAUUGUGCUGUAGACUCGGGGAAUUUGAGGAGUCAGUGUGUCCUAAACCGGUGCUGUCAGAGUUUUGAAUUUCCACGUGUGGCUCGGGCUUCCCGCGUAAGGCUGGUUUUUGCGUGGAGCAUCCUUCCUGGAGGGUGGCCGCGGGCCCCCUGAGUGACUGUGGGGCGCAUCUGGGGGACCCGGGGCCACCCGGCCAGAGGGUCCGAGGAAGGAAAGCCCGCUUCCGGGUGCCGGUUCUGCUGCCCCGGGCUCAGCCGGGUCCGGGGGUUCCGAGGGGGGCGGGGGUGGAAGGUGAGAGGUGCACGCUUGGCACACGCGUCCCCGGGAGGCACUGGGUUCUGCUUGACAGUUUCGAGAUCAACCUGGUUCUGCGUGUUUUGGAUGUCUGAGUUGCCGAUGAUGUAGAUUCCGGGGCAGAGGGCAGUUACUGAGCUGAGACUGCGAGACAGUCACGCCGUGUGUUCCAGAUUGGCUGCCAUGUGGAAGGGCUGAGGUGUCGUGUAGGAAGUGGAUCGGGAGCGGGAUUUGAGUGGCGAGGGAGGGGCUUGUCGGCGGGAAUGUCCAAGCAGGUGGAGCGGUUCUCCAAAACCGUUUGCCCCAACCAAAACCAGACCACGGGGCUCAGGUGACGUCUUCCUUCCACGUGAGGGCAAAGCUGUCGCCUCUCCGCCCCCACUCGGCAGUGUGUUCUCGGAGUUUCCCGCAGCCGUGGCUCAGCAGCACACGUUCCUUGUUUAUACCGUUUAUGUGAACCACCACGUUUGGGGAUGGAUGUUAAUAUUUUACAGUGUAGGGGGUGUGGAGCCUUCAGAUCCCUGAUUUAUUGGACAAAGUAUCUUUCAGACAUUUUCUCCUCUGGCUUUGGGAGGUGAGCGUUUAGUUUGUGGGGGCUGUGUCCACUGCUGAGAAGUGUGGGCUUCGGUGUGACUGGGAUCUGGGUUCGAGUCCUGACCCGGCGCUGUCUGGCUGUGUGACCGGAGCGAUCCCCGUGACCCCCGUCAGCUGGUUUUCUCAUCUAAAGUGGCGACAGCAAUAACGUACGUACCCCAGGGUGCUGUUGUAGGCAUCAUGUUACCACACCGGCAAAGGCUUCACGUAGAGCCUGGCACUAAGCCCUCGAAGAGUGUUGAUCUAAAAAGACACUAAAAAUCAGCAACAUGGCCCAUUGAGUUCAGGAUGAACUGGUUGUGGGGAAAAUAAAACACCCAAUCCGGAUACCUGUGUUCAGUGGAAGCAAAGGCACGGCCAUAGCCGUAGUGGAUCUGAGGUUAGAGUUGCUGAAGUAUCCUCAGAGGAGGAAGUUUCACGAGGGCACCUUAGAAACGGUGCAAUUUUGGACAAAGGAUUUCCCGUUGGAUCUACCUUGGAAAGCUGAUAGCUGUUUUCAGAUCUUCUGAGCUUUAAUGGGGCCGGAGUAUAUGCUUCAGCUCUGGUAUGAAGUUGAUAAGAACAGGUCUAACCUUAGUUGACAGCUACUCUUAUGUUCCCCAAAUGAAGCACUGCGUCUCUCCAGCGUUUCCCUUAGCCGUGCAGUCAUCGGGGGCUGGUAACAGAGGAGGCCUCUGACAGCGUCCCCUUCCAGCACCCUCAGGCGUGCAGCCUGCGCUACGGCCUCGGAGCAAACAGCAGCAUCAGUGCCUGCGACAUUGUCUCUUCCAAGCCUGGAAUCCCCUUGGCUUCAUUUCAAAGACGUGCUUUCAAGUCUUCUGUUUUUAUUACAUUUUGAUAAACUCGAAACAUUGAAUCUAGAAUGGAUAAGGAUGGUGAACAAUGACUCAUGAAAUCAGCUGUAGUCACAGAGCAAUAAAUAACAGAAGUAUUCAAGAGAGGCUGUGUUUCAGAAAUGAAAGUCACUUUUUCUGCAUCACCUGGGCUAGAGAGUCCAGCCUUGUCGGCACUGAACCCGCGUUUGUCCAAAGUCCGCUUUGCUGGUGUUGGUUGGGCCCGACCUUACGUGACAGGUGGACGCUGUUGAGUGAGAUUGGACCUAUAGACGGCCACGGGUUCCUGCGAGAAAUCGAGGCGAAGGAGGCCUGCGACUGGCUCCGGGCCGCCGGGUUCCCGCAGUACGCGCAGCUGUAUGAGGACGCACAGUUUCCCAUCAACAUCGUGGCUGUCAAGAAUGACCAUGACUUUCUUGAAAAGGACCUUGUAGAACCUCUUUACAGACGACUCAAUACACUGAAUAAGUGUGCCUCAAUGAAACUUGAUGUGAACUUCCAAAGGAAAAAGAGUGACGACUCCGAUGAAGAAGACCUCUGCAUCAGCAACAAAUGGACUUUCCAGAGAGCCAGCCGCAGGUGGUCCCGCGUGGACGACGUCCACACGUUCUUUCCCGGCGGGGACAGAGACGGCUCGUCGGGGGACGUCAGGAUGAGAACCACCACUAGCAGUGAGAGCGUGCUCACCGACGUGAGUGAGCCUGAGGUCUCCUCCCUGCACAGCGAAAGCAGCGGCGGCAGUGAGGGUCGGGGCCCGCCAAGUCACAGCGGCGUGCACGAGGCCCCCGACGGCACCGGGCCCUGCAGCCCGGAGAGCCCGGCCAUGCUCGACGCCACGCUCGCCGGCACCCGCCUCCCCCUGCCCCCCAGAGACACGAUCACCUACCCUUUCCACCCCAAGAAUGAGAAGCCCACCAGGACCAGGGCCAAGUCGCUUUUGAAACGCAUGGAAACCCUGCGGGCAAAAGGAAGCCACGGGAGGCACAAGGGGUCGGGGCGAGCGGGGGGCCCGUCCAUCAGUGGCCCCCUGCUGCAGCGGGAGCUGGAGGCCGUCAGGGCCACACAGUGCUUGCCCAUCGCCAACGGACACCUCCUGGGCCCGGGCCCUGCUGCCCCCAGGCCGGGGCUUCCCGGCUCGGGCAAGUCGAGCAGCGAGAGCAACCAGUCCGAAAACAGCAGCAGCGGGGUGGGCACACCCUGCCUGAAGGAACGGAAGUGCCACGAGGCCCACAAGCGAGGGGGCAUGUACCUGGAAGACCUGGACGUGCUGGCGGGGACGGCACUGCAGGCCGCGGGCGACCACAACCACACUCACGCGUUCCACUCCCAGGAGAACCUGGUGGUGCACGUGCCCAAGGACCACAAGCCAGGCACUUUCCCCAAGGCACUGUCCAUCGAAAGCCUCUCCCCGAUGGACGGCAGCAAUGGGGACAGCUGGAGGGCUGGCGGCCUCUCGCUGGGCAGACAGCAGGGCCCCAGCGCCAGGGAGCCCCAGCUCACGGCUUCCUGCCACAGGGAAAGCCGAGUAAGCGUCUACGACAACGUCCCCGGCUCCCACCUGUACGCCAGCACGGGGGAUCUUCUGGACCUGGAGAAAGACCAGCUCUUUCCUCAUCUAGACGACGUCCUGCAGCACGUCAACGGGCUCCGAGAGGUGGUGGACGACUGGUCCAGGAACAUCCUGCCUGAGCUGCAGACGCACGACGGCUCGGUCGGAGAUCCCUGUUUACCCCGUUUCCCCUCUCCUAAUCAGAUCACCCUAGAUUUUGAAGGAAACUCUGUCUCUGAAGGUCGGACCACACCCAGUGACGUGGAAAGAGAUGGAACGUCUCUCAAUGAGUCGGAGGCCCCAGGGGUCGGAGAAAGGAGGGAUUCCGGUGUGGGGGCCUCUUUGACCAGGCCAAACAGGCGACUCCGGUGGGACAGUUUCCAGCUCUCGCACCAGCCGCAGCCGUCGACGGCGUCGCUGCCCAUCAGCAGCCAGACGGCCGCGCAGCUGAGCCUGCUGCAGCGCUUUUCCCUGCUGCGCCUCACCGCCAUCAUGGAGAGGAGCUCGCUGUCCAGCAGGCAUGGCUGGACGUGGUCAGUCCCCAAGUUCAUGAAGAGGAUGAAGGUUCCCGACUACAGGGGCAGGUCCGUGUUCGGCGUCCCCCUCAUCGUCCACGUCCAGCGCACGGGGCAGCCCCUGCCGCAGAGCAUCCAGCAGGCGCUGAGGUUCCUGCGCAGCAGCUGCCUUGACCAGGUGGGUCUUUUUCGGAAGUCGGGGGUGAAGUCUCGAAUCCAGGCCUUACGUCAGAUGAACGAGAACUCCCCUGAGCACGUCAGCUACGAAGACCAGUCAGCGUACGAUGUGGCCGAUAUGGUCAAGCAGUUCCUCCGGGACCUUCCAGAGCCGCUCUUCACCAGCAAGCUCAGCGAGACCGUCCUCCACAUCUAUCAGUAUGUCCCGAGAGAGCAGCAGCUGCAGGCGGUGCAGGCCUCCAUCCUCCUGCUGGCCGACGAGAACCGUGAGGUGCUGCACACGCUGCUGUGCUUCCUGCACGACGUGGUCGCCUCGGUGGCGGAGAACCAGAUGACGCCCAUGAACCUGGCCGUGUGCCUGGCUCCCUCCCUCUUCCAUCUCAACUUACUCAAGAAAGACAGUUCUCCGAGGGUCAUACAGAAGAAGUACGCCACCGGGAAGCCGGACCAAAAGGACCUCAACGAGAACCUGGCAGCUGCCCAGGGCCUGGCCCACAUGAUCGUGGAGUGUGACCGGCUGUUCGAGGUCCCUCCUGACAUGGUGGCACAGUCACGUACCUCGUACCUGGAGGCCGAAAUCCACUCUCCAACCCUGGAAGAGCUGGGCAAGCAGCUGGAGGAGAGUGGCACAACGCUCCACUCCUACCUGGAGCACCUCGUCCAGGGCCUCCAGAAGGACGCCAAGGACAAGUUCAAAGGAUGGGUCGUCUGUUCCAGCACAGACAGUACAGAGCUGGCUUGCAAAAAGGUGGGGGACGGGACCCCGCUGAAGCUGUGGAAGGCCUCCGUGGAGGUGGAGGCGCCCCCAUCUGUGGUCCUGAACCGGGUGCUGCGGGAACGCCACCUUUGGGAUGAGGACUUCUUGCAGUGGAAGGUCGUGGAGACUCUGGACAAGCAAACGGAAAUCUACCAGUACGUGCUGAACAGCAUGGCGCCCCACCCUGCCAGAGACUUCGUGGUCCUCAGGACCUGGAAGACGGACCUGCCUAAAGGGACGUGCUCCCUGGUGUCCCUGUCCGUGGAGCACGAGGAGGCCCGGCUGCUGGGUGGCGUGCGGGCCGCGGUGCUGGAUUCGCAGUACUUGAUAGAACCGUGCGGCUCUGGGAAGUCGAGGCUCACCCACGUCUGCAGGGUGGACUUGAAAGGUCACUCCCCCGAGUGGUACGCCAAAGGCUUUGGACAUCUGUGUGCAGCGGAGGUUGCCAGGAUUAGAAACUCUUUCCAGCCCCUCAUUGCGGAGGGCCCAGAAACGAAAAUCUGAGUCUCCCCCGAAGCGGGAGGCCAAGCUCAGGGACGGGGGAGCCAAAGUGAACCUUGCGGGUGAGCGUGAGUGUCGCUCUGCCCUGUGUGGGGACACAGAGAAGGCGGAACGUCAAAGAUGCAAGAAUUUCCAAGAACUUUUCCUAGCCUUCCUGGAGAUGGCUACAUCCCUACUAAUAUAAUAUUUUUAAAAAUCAGAACAUUUAUCUAUGUUACUUAAAAUUAAAUGGAUUAUUCCUUGUGCAUCACCUAAUUUGCUAUUUAAAGGCUUCUAAGAAGCAUAUUCUUAACUGUAGAUAAAUGUACGGAUCGUGUGUGUACAGAGAUGUAUAUAUUCUUUAUCUUUACUGUAUAUUCGGAAAACAGCAAUUUUAUAUGUAGUGGAGUGUUUGGGAAAGGAAUGCAUCUGACUUAGUGAGUCUGUCCCCACCGCAGCCCCAGCCUCGCCUCCUCACCGCUCUGAAAACAAAGCAGAAGCCGCUGCUCCCACCGACGUGCGGAGGCCGUCUGUCCGGUCAACCACCAUGUCUAGCCAAAGAUGCACUAACCAAAGGGAAAGAGCAUGGAAAGGGUCUUGUGUGUCGACAGUUUGUUCAUGUUAUUCAAAAACUGAGAGGGGAGAGUUGGAAAGGGUAAAUUUACUUCUCUGAAAGCAGAGCAGCCGGUGAGAAGCCAUUGCCAGGCAAAGGCUCCGUGGCUGCGGCGGGCCCAGCAGGUACAGUGGCGGCGAGGUGUCCACGGCGAGGUGUCCGAGGCCAGUGGAAUCAGAACUUCCCGCCCGCAGGUCAGAGCGGACAGUCAGCCCCCACUGUGCACCCAGGGUUUGCACAGCUGUGUUUCAUAAUGCUCUGCAACGUCGUCCUGUUGCACCAGGACCUCUUUGGUUGCAGUGAAUUGGCGUUUCCUCACCAACACAUUGCACUGAAUUUAGGGAAACGGUGGUCCGGCAGGAGAACUGGACCGUGAUAGCUUCAGGGAAUUCAUAUUUUGCUACUUAUGAUGCUUUGAAAAUAUAAGUCAUUGAAGUUUUGCGAUCUGAGAGACAGGGUUUUUAAUUAACCUAAGACCAAAAACUAUGUUCUUUAGUUUUAGAAAAAAUAAACAAGUUUAUUAAGUCCAUGUUUCUUCAUUAACUGGCUCAAGCUACAUAGGGUUUUGAACCAAUCUUAUUUAUUAUCGUGUAGGCGAAGCAAAUCGACCCUCCUUAACCAAUUGCCAAUGGAUCGAAGUUGUGUUUUAUUGUAAUUGAACAACAGUAGAGAGAAAGAUAAAUUAUUGUGUUUCGUUUCAGGGAGAGCAGAUUUCUUUGGUGGUCCGUGACCAACAUUGACAUCACGCUUUAGCAACUGGUGUUGGAGAAAAAAAAAAAAGAGUGUUUUCAAUUUUUUUUUAUAUUAUGUGCAUUUAUGUAAUGUUUGCUCUUAUCAGCAAUGUGCAAUUAUUGUACUGAGAGGAAUAAAAAUGGCAUAUAUGAGUUCAGGAUGGUGCCAGGAAAAUCAUGCUGUUUGAAUUAUAUGAUCGAGGAGUUUUUUGUUUCCGUGCCUAACCUAAAAGGGGACAGCAAACCCGUAAUUUACCAUUUGGGCCAUGCUCUGAGAGCAGAACAAAUUCACUUCUUGAAUUUAACCCUAUAUGCUGUGUUACUUUAGUGUGCACAGAGAUUUUUCAUGACGUUUAAUCUAGGUAAACACUGGCCCUGCUCAAGGGUGGGAUCUGCAUGUUGGAGAACAGGGCAGCUGUCAUCAGGGCCAGCACUGUUGUCCCACCUCAGGCAGCGCUUCUCCAACGUAAAAGUGCACAGGAAUCACCGGGGAUCUGGUUAAAAUGCAGAUUCUGAUUCAUUCGUCUGCCAUGGGCCUGAGAAUCUGCAUUUUAAACAAGCCUCAGGGGUACCCCUGCCUGUUCGCGGACUGCACAUAACAAGGACCCAGAGGAAACAAAUCUGAUUGUAUUUCAGACUCCCCUUCCCUUCAAAUUUACCUUACUUCUUGGGCACAUACUAACCACAUCACCGUGCAGAGAAACAACACAGUGCAUCUUCAGGAAAAAAAGGAGGAAAAAGAUGCAUCAAGCCUGUUUGUCAAGUCCCACAGUAUUUUAUUGUUAUCUUGCCAUUGGAAAUAAAGUAUAUUUCAUUUUAAUAAUA
Molecule: messenger RNA, 7659 nt
Organism: Choloepus didactylus (southern two-toed sloth)
Lineage: Eukaryota; Metazoa; Chordata; Mammalia; Pilosa; Megalonychidae
Gene: STARD13
Product: StAR related lipid transfer domain containing 13
Exons: 14
Coding region: 2062-5514 (1150 amino acids)
Biological process (GO): signal transduction; regulation of Rho protein signal transduction; actin cytoskeleton organization
Molecular function (GO): lipid binding; GTPase activator activity; protein binding
Source: RefSeq, a predicted model, not a curated record